ACAAAAGUAAUGUUGGUGAAACUUGAAAGUUCAUCUUUAUGCAAAGAAGUCAAAUUUAUAAACGUCAACAUUGGUAGGACCGAUGCGUAAUAAACCUAAACUUCGGGGGUAGAUGUAAUUAACUAUAUCGAGGUAAUAUAACUCCACCACCACCAUUCUUUUUGUUAUCCAGCGAGUAUAAAGGGCAGUACAUUUCAUCGGGAGGGUUUUGUACUGCUUUGAGUCUUUGAGUGAGUCAUCGGAAUACAGGCAGGGCUGCUUCUUCGUCGCCGGGAAUACAGUUAGUCGGAAAAUGCCUUGCCUUAACCUGUCAACGAAUGUUAACCUGGAAGGCAUUGAUAUCUCCGCCAUCCUCAAAGAAGCUACUUCCGUUGUUGCUAAACACACCGGAAAACCUGAAAGCUAUGUGAUGAUUGUGUUGAAAGGAUCUGUACCGUUGUCUUUUGGAGGGACAGAGGAGCCAGCAGCGUAUGGCGAGUUGGUCUCUGUUGGGGGGCUGAAUGCUCAAGUUAACAAGGAUCUGAGUGCUGCCAUUGCUGCUAUACUUGAAGCUAAGCUGAAAAUCCCCAAGACACGCUAUUUCCUGAAAUUCUAUGAUUCCAAGGGCUGCAACCUUGGGUGGAAUGGCUCCGUCUUCUAGCUGCCGGCGUGCCCAUAGUAUUGAACUCGGGGUUUGACUGUGCUGAAUCCUUUUAUGGGCAUUGUAUAAUAUAUGCGUUUGAUGCAAACUAGAAUUAUGUCUAUCAUUCCGCCGUGUGGGGUGGUAGACCCCGAAAUACCAAGUCGCCUUUUAAAUAAUAUGUAAUGAUCAAUGUCCUGGAUUACAUUCUAAGUUCUCCUUGGCUUUUGUCUCAUACUUCUCUUCCUUCAUAUAUCCCUGGUUCUAUUAAGUAUUUGGUCUAUUACUCUACGUCUCCACUAUUAUGGAACUUAUAAACAUCUUUCAAACAUUGAUU
Messenger RNA from Cuscuta europaea, 956 nucleotides. The record is from the annotation of a GenBank genome assembly. NCBI's taxonomy places the organism in Eukaryota, Viridiplantae, Streptophyta, Magnoliopsida, Solanales, Convolvulaceae.